This is a messenger RNA of Diplodia corticola, 1104 nucleotides long. Its product is annotated as glycoside hydrolase family 43 protein. NCBI's taxonomy places the organism in Eukaryota, Fungi, Ascomycota, Dothideomycetes, Botryosphaeriales, Botryosphaeriaceae. Gene Ontology annotation, biological process: carbohydrate metabolic process. The coding region runs from base 1 to 1104 and encodes 367 amino acids. Gene Ontology annotation, molecular function: hydrolase activity, hydrolyzing O-glycosyl compounds. The transcript has a single exon. The record is from RefSeq and is a predicted model, not a curated record.
AUGAUGUUCUACACUCGUUUCGCCGCGGCAGCGCUGCUGUCGGCCUCUUCCCUCUCCUGCGUGGACGCGGCGCCGACCAACAUGUCGGACACGCCCGCCGUGGCCAAGCCGCCGCACUUCAAGACGCAAAAGGUGCUCCCGAAGCAGUUUGCGGACCCGGGCCUCCACUACGAAGACGGCACGUGGUACGCGUUCGCGACCAACAACGGCGAGCAGAACGUGCGGGUGGCCACGUCGACCGACUUCUCCAGCUGGAACGUGCUGGAGAACUGGGACGCGCUGCCGCACGCGGGGGCGUGGACGGCGCAGCCCAAGAUGGACAACCUGUUCGACACGGUCAACAACCUGCUCGAGGGCCGGUGGCCGUGGUCCAACGCGCCGCCGGCCGUGUGGGCGCCCGACGUGCAGAUGAACGACCAGGGCCAGUACGUGCUGUACUACUCGGCGGCCAAGAAGGACAGCCCGCGGCACUGCAUCGGCGCCGCGGUGGGGACCAGCGCGCAGGGCCCGUACGUGCCGCUGCCCGAGGCCUUCGCGUGCCACGACGACCAGGGCGGCACCAUCGACCCGGCCGGCUUCAAGGACGAGGCGACGGGCCGGCGCUACGUCGUGUACAAGAUCGACGGCAACAACGCGGGCAACGGCGGGCUGUGCGGCAACACCAAGGCGCCGCAGGUGCCGACCCCGAUCAUGCUGCAGGAGGUGGGGCCGGACGGCUACUCCAAGCUCGGCGAGCCGCGCCAGAUCCUCGACCGCGACGCCGCCGACGGCCCGCUCGUCGAGGCCCCCUACCUGUUCCGCACCGAGGCCGGCAAGUACGUCCUCUUCUUCAGCUCAAACUGCUACGCCACCGACCUGUACGACAUCGGCUACGCCUCGGCCGACAGCGUCGAGGGCCCCUACACCAAGGGCGGCCCGUUUGCCGUCACGGGCGUCGCGGGCUUGACGGCCCCCGGCGGCGCGACGGUGGCCCAUGACGGCAAGCACAUGGUCUUCCACGCCGCGGACCAGGACGGCGGCCGGGCCAUGUACACGGCCGAGGUCUCGUUCGAGGACGACAGCCAGGCGAGCAAGCAGGUCAAGGUUGUGGGCGCGACCCGGUAA